AUGAGUAUUAAUGAUUAUAUGUUGAAUCCACCAAAAAAUAUUAUUGAAAAAUUUCAAGAAGUAACCAUUAUAAAUCCGACAUAUAAUGAAGCUUUAACUACUGUAAAAAAAAUGUCGAUUAGGUCUAAAUUUGAAGAAGAAUUUGAAAGAAUUGAAGAAAAUAAAGGAAUUGAAGGUAAUUGGUGUUCACGUACUGUUUAUUUAAUGGAUGCAACAAGUUUAAUGACUAAUUUAUUGCAUAAGUGUAAAAAUACAGUGAAUAUUAUGUUUGAGUGUGCUUUUAAAGUUUCGAAAGAUAAUAAUAUUAAUACAGAUUCAUUUCAAAUCCAAUUUGUUGAAUAUCAAAGUUCUCCGUGGGAAACAAAACCAGAUAAUUUACGAGCUUUUAUGAAUACUAUUGAAGUCGAAAGAGGUUGGAAUAAUUGA
Rotaria sordida is the source of this 426-nucleotide messenger RNA. The record is from the annotation of a GenBank genome assembly. Lineage: Eukaryota; Metazoa; Rotifera; Eurotatoria; Philodinida; Philodinidae.